ACACGAAAUUGGUUAGGACAUGAAAUUGGUUGGGAUUCGAAAUUGGUUGGACACGAAAUUGGUUGGGACAUGAAAUUGACACGAAAUUGGUUGGUACGAAAUUGGUUGGGACAUGAAAUUGGUUGGGAUAUGAAAUUGGUUGAGAUACGAAAUUGGUUGGACAUGAAAUUGGUUGGACACGAAAUUGGUUGGGGCACGAAAUUGGUUAGACAUGAAAUUGGUUAG
Molecule: messenger RNA, 225 nt
Organism: Dentiscutata erythropus
Lineage: Eukaryota; Fungi; Glomeromycota; Glomeromycetes; Diversisporales; Gigasporaceae
Source: the annotation of a GenBank genome assembly